Messenger RNA from Caenorhabditis briggsae, 3450 nucleotides. Gene Ontology annotation, molecular function: nucleic acid binding; protein binding. Gene Ontology annotation, cellular component: P-body; PAN complex. The transcript has 12 exons. Gene Ontology annotation, biological process: nuclear-transcribed mRNA poly(A) tail shortening. NCBI's taxonomy places the organism in Eukaryota, Metazoa, Nematoda, Chromadorea, Rhabditida, Rhabditidae. Bases 1 to 3450 code for a protein of 1149 amino acids. The record is from RefSeq and is a predicted model, not a curated record.
AUGGCGAACGCAGGAACUAGUCAAGGAAAUGAUUGGCGUUAUAUCCCUCCUCUGAACAUCAAUACUGUCAUACAGAAUCCGGUAUCUUCAAUCAAGUUCGACCCAUAUGAAGAGCUUUUCUGGACAGGGUCGGCAACUGGAAAAGUUGCAUCUUGGCUCCCUACGAAUCACUUUUCCCGUUAUACUGCGUUCGCAAUCUCAAGACAUAGUGGUGUUCAUCAUAUUGAACCAACAGAGAACGCAAUUUUCACUUUAACCAGUACAAAUCUCCGUGCCACAUCUAGACAAGGAGUACCUCUUGGCACCUAUAGUCCAAAAACUAUGCAAAAUAUGGUAUCAUUGCACCGAUUACCAGGGAGUUCCACUUUUGUUCUCGGCGGGUUCGACCACAAACUAAUUAUUUAUGAUUUCGCGAAAGAAAAAGAAAUACGAACGACAGAUUUAGAAAGUGACGAAACUGGUAUAAUCAUUCGAUACAACGGUACAAAUACAUUCACAGCAGAUUCUCUGGGAAGGAUUCAUGUCAAAAAUCCAAAAAACUUCGAAACCGUUCGAAUUAUUACAUGCCAUAGUGACAAGGUUCUAGAUUUCGAUGUUCAGGGGCAUCAUUUAGUAACGUGUGGAUUGUCAUUGUCAGUAUCAUUCUCAUUCACAGUCAUUUACUUUCAUUUCAGACAAUCCAAACACUCGGAAAAAUUUAUCAAAGUUUUUGAUCUUCGAAUGUAUAAACAUGUAUCGCCCAUCUCAAUGAAUCACUGUCCACAAUUCGUUCGAUUCAUGCCAUCAUAUUGCGAUCGUCUAGCUGUCGUCUAUCAGACAUGUUUCAACAGAGACCAAAUCGAUGUGCAGCCUAAUGCGUGGACCAACUAUCCAGCAGGAGUCAGAAUGCUCGAUAUGAUGUCUCCUGUCACCUCAAGUAUCGAGUUCUCCAUGGAUACUACCAUCAUCACGUCAUUCGAUUACUCUAGCACUAAAAAUUUUCUAGCCAUUGGGAAUAGCAUGGGAAUGGUAAAUCUUUUUACCGAUCGAGAUCAGCCACUGGUGAAUGAGAACUCGAAAGAUACCAUUUUCGCUCUUCCGCCAGUACAACCACCCGUCUCCUUCGUAAUUGAUGAUGUUUCACACUCAGUUGGAUCUAUUCCUAUUCCUUUUCCACAAGAAGAUCUAGUCAGUAAUUGGCCAAGCGAGCUGACGCAAAUCGUUCAUAGACCACGAAAGCCACCUUCAGAAAUGAAGAAUGCAAAAUCGAUACAUUAUGCUUUGCAAAUCACAAAUCCUCGGAUACAUACCAAUCUCAAACUUUUCAACAUUGUUCCUUACUUUCUGGACCACGAGUUCAUCGAAAUACCAUCCGAUCAGAAAGUGAUGGAGAGCCCUAUUCCUGUUUCGAUAGAGAAAGUGAAAGUUUCCAAAUUGUACAAGAAAAGGGCGCCUCCAGUCAUCCAAGGAGCUAACCGGCGAAGAAAAACCACAGACGACACGGUGGAAUGUUAUAAAUGGAACGUCAUCCGACAUGUGACUAUGCAAUCGACUCAUGCAAUGAAUCUUUUUGCUAACGCUGUUGUUCAAGUCGUUUACUAUAUGACUUCGCUUCGGAAUAUAGUUCUCCAGCAUAUAUGUUUAAAUGAUUCAUGCGUCACCUGCGAAUUGCAUUUUUUGUUCACUGCGUUCCCAUCAAAGAUCGGCUUAGAGGAAGAAAUUGUCACAAUGAAUCUAGCCUGGGCUCUUGCACGAAACGGAGUGUCAUUGAAAACAGGCGGAGUUUUGUCUGCAAUUCAACAAGUGACCAGAACUAUCCUCAACGAUAUGACAGAUAAAGAUUCAGUAGAUUCUACCGUCGUAACCAAAUUCGAUAGACACUUGCGGUGUGUUCGAUGUCAAAAAGUGCAAAAUGUGGAACAGGGAACUGUUAGUUUUCUGACUCUAAACUAUGCCUCGAUCCAACAGGCCUCAUUCUGUCAACUCGUGGAAAAAUCCCUUCAUCUUGGUCCUGAUUCUGGAGAGAGACAAUGUGAAGAUUGCAAAGAGAAGACUCGUAUGGAAUGCAAAAGAAAGAUUCGCGAGCUCUCCCCUGUUCUACUCAUAGAUACGAACACAUCUUCAGUCGAAUAUCUAGACUUUUGGCAAAGACAAUUAGCAGCUGACGAAAGCAGGCCAGUUUCGUUUGGAGAAUUCGGGCGUGUUCCGGAGUCACCAUUAGAGAAAAAACAAUGUCGAUAUGGAGAGGCAUGUCGUGAUCAAAGAUCCUGCAAAUACGGUCAUGGCCUAAUUGAUUGGGCUGCUGAGCAGACGAAGCUUCUAGAUGACAUUGAUGGUUUUGGUUGGAAGCAUUAUUUACCGUCUCGUAUUUCUGCUAAAGUUUGUGAUGGAAUAGUUCGUCUCUCUGACAUUUCGGAUGUUCCGAAUUACGAUGAGCCUGGAGCUGUUAUUUAUGAGCUCGACGCAAUAAUUAGUUUGAUCGGAAAUGGACAACAGGACGUUGUUUGGACCCAUCCUGUAACAUUACUCAGAGAAAGUCCAGUUGCUUCCACUGCUUGGACUUUAAUCAAUGAGCAACUAGUCAGCAGGCUACACGACCACGAAGCGAGACAUUUGGAUGCGAGAUGGAAACUGCCUGCGUUCAUUGGCUAUAGACAAAAAGGUUAUGAAGUGGCAAUCACAGAAAGAAAUGUUUCUGAUGAGCUGUUUUUUGCUGAGAAUAAUGUUGCUCUUUGUCUCAAUGAUUCGGCAGCCGUCAAGACGAUUGAUGAGCUUCCAAAGAAAGGUGAUCUGGUCGGAUUAGAUGCUGAAUUCAUUAGAAUCAAGGCAUGUACCAAUCUUCUCGAAUUCAACGGUAAAUCAGUACAGACAAAGGCUCUCGGACGUGCGUCAUGUCUAGACGUAACAGGAGAAAAGAUCAUAUUUGAUGAUCAUAUCAAGCUGGAUGAAGAUGUGGAAGUAGUUGAUUACCUUACAAAAUUCAGUGGCAUCGUGGAAUCCGAUUUAUCCCCACAGACGUCGGAUAAGUACCUAACCACACACAAACGUCUGAUGCUUCGAAUGCAUGUAUUGAUUCAGAGAGGAGUAGUUUUCGUAGGACAUGCUGUUCAUAACGAUUUCGCUGUCAUAAAUGUUCAUAUCGCCGAACCACAAAUCAUCGACACUGUUAAUUUAUGGCGUCUCGGUGCUCAAAGGAUGCUUUCAUUGCAGUUUUUGGUCAGAGAGGUUCUAGGAGAAUCGAUUCAGGAGUUCUCUCACGAUUCCGUCGUUGAUGCCAGGUAUACUCUGAAGCUAUAUCACAAAUAUCUGGAAAUGAAGGAAAACGGAAUUUUCGGACCUGAAAUGCGCAGAAUGUAUGCGAUAAUGCCCCCAUUGGCUUGUUCUCCGAAUCCAUCCGGAUCUCCGUUGACUGUCAACACUCUUCGUCUCCCGCAGAAUGAGACGGCUGGGCCAGCUCCGAACUCAGUUUAA